Messenger RNA from Stegastes partitus (bicolor damselfish), 1012 nucleotides. RefSeq names its product translocase of outer mitochondrial membrane 20 (gene tomm20a). Gene Ontology annotation, molecular function: transmembrane protein transporter activity. NCBI's taxonomy places the organism in Eukaryota, Metazoa, Chordata, Actinopteri, Pomacentridae. The record is from RefSeq and is a predicted model, not a curated record. Gene Ontology annotation, cellular component: mitochondrial outer membrane translocase complex. The coding region runs from base 51 to 491 and encodes 146 amino acids. The transcript is spliced from 5 exons. Gene Ontology annotation, biological process: protein import into mitochondrial matrix; protein targeting; tRNA import into mitochondrion.
GCGUCUCCAGCAGCGUGUUAGCUGCUAGCCGAUGCUACAUCGUUUGAGAUAUGAUGAGCGGUAGGACGAGCGCGAUAGUAGCAGGGGUGUGUGGGACCCUUUUCGUGGCAUACUGCAUUUAUUUUGACAGAAAGCGACGGAGUGACCCUCGCUUCAAGGAAAAGCUGCGUGAACGGAGAAGACAGCAAAAGGUUUCAGGUGUGACGUCUGGUCUGUCGAAGCUGCCUGACCUGAAGGACGCAGAAGCUGUUCAGAAAUUCUUUUUGGAAGAAAUCCAGCUGGGAGAGGAGCUGCUUGCACAAGGUGAAUUUGAGAAAGGUGUGGACCACCUGACCAAUGCAAUCGCGGUAUGUGGUCAACCUCAGCAGCUGCUUCAGGUGCUCCAGCAAACGCUGCCCCCUCCAGUCUUCCAAAUGCUGCUCACCAAACUACCCAGCAUCAGCCAGCGAAUCGUCAGCUCUCAGUCUUUGUCAGAAGAUGAUGUAGAAUGAAUGCGUGUGAAUGAGCGUGAGAUGAAAUCUAUUCCAUAAAGGGAUUUCAGAUUUUGGGGGGGAUAUGUCUGACUGCAGUUGCUUGUGAGUUGUGAGUCUGAUUAUGACAGACCUUGAUCAUUGGAUAUCGGGUGAAUAAUCUCCCACCAUCGUGGCACUCCGAGGUUAAAGAACUUCCUCAAGAUUGCGCUUCUGGGAAACGUUGAAUUCAUUCCUUCUUUCUCACCUUGCUCCUACCAGAUUUCAUGUUUUCUAGCCAUCUGUUUGUUGUAUUUAUUUCCCUUAAAGAUAAUUAUGUUUGGGGGAGGAGGUUGCCAAUAUGUAAUGUAUUAAAUUAAAAAUAAGUGAUGAUUUGUUACUUGUUGGUGCACAGUUAAUAUACAUGUGAAACGUGUGAAAGAAAAUCUGAAACUAAACGGAAGACUUAUUUGUGAUUUAUUAACUUCUCUGAAGAUGUUCUUGCAGUGUCAGUUAAAUGUUAUUUUUAUAUUCCAAUCUUUCACAUCUGGACAUAUUUUUCU